Molecule: messenger RNA, 2125 nt
Organism: Gadus macrocephalus (Pacific cod)
Lineage: Eukaryota; Metazoa; Chordata; Actinopteri; Gadiformes; Gadidae
Gene: ctbs
Product: chitobiase, di-N-acetyl-
Exons: 7
Coding region: 44-1138 (364 amino acids)
Biological process (GO): chitin catabolic process; carbohydrate metabolic process
Cellular component (GO): extracellular region
Molecular function (GO): chitinase activity; chitin binding
Source: RefSeq, a predicted model, not a curated record
ACGUGAUUAGUUUCCUCACAUCGGUAGUGAGUAUCAGCGAGUCAUGACAGGAUUUAAAAUGUUGACAAUCUUCACAUUUAUUUCAACCAUAUGCCUUGUUGCCACGGCCGACGUUUGUCCGUGUGGGAGCCCGGAUCUUUGUCAUCAGAUUCGACAGGAAAGAGAUUUUGAGGUGUUUGUGUUUGAUGUGGGUCGAAAAGCAUGGCAAUCUUAUGACUGGAGCAUUGUGACAACAGUGGCAGCUUUUGGGAAAUAUGACCCUGAACUCAUGUGUUAUGCACAUUCCAAAGGCGCACGAGUUGUGCUCAAAGGUGACGUUUUCCUCCCAUAUAUUGUGGACCCGGGGAACAGAACGGCCUGGAUCACAGAGAAGGUGAACCUGGCCAAGACUCAGUUCCUGGAUGGAAUCAACAUAGACAUUGAGCAUGCAGUGGAGGCCGGUUCUGCGGAGUACCAUGCUCUCACAGGCCUGGUGAAGGAAAGCACAGAGGCCUUCCACAGGGAGAUCCCUGGUUCACAGGUCUCAUUUGAUGUCGCAUGGUCACCGAACUGCAUAGACAAGCGUUGCUAUGACUACGUUACUAUUGCUGAGUCCUGUGACCUGCUGUUUGUGAUGUCCUACGACGAGCAGAGUCAGAUCCCGGGGGACUGUAUUGCAAUGGCCAACGCCCCAGUGACUCAAACCCUUAAAGGUUACUACCAAUAUUUGGAUCUAGAGAUAGAUCCCAAAAAACUAGUGAUGGGAGUACCGUGGUACGGUUAUGAUUACUCAUGCCUCAACCUGUCUAAGGACGGCGUGUGCUCCAUAGAGAAGAUCCCGUUCCGUGGAGCCCCCUGCAGUGACGCAGCGGGUAAACAGAAGACCUACAGCUGGAUCAUGAAGCAGGUCAACAGCUCCAUGACCGGCCGACUGUGGGACCAGGGGCAGCAAGCUCCGUACUUUAACUACGAGGAUCAUGAAGGACAGAUCCACCAGGUAUGGUAUGAUGAUCCGGAGAGCAUCUGCCUCAAGGCAAGCUUGGUGAAAAGCAUAGGGCUGAGGGGUAUUGGCGUGUGGAACGGCAAUCUCCUCAACUACAUUGACGAGGCUGCCAAGCAACAGACAACAAUGAUGUGGAAUGCUCUUGUGCAAUGCUAAAUGGGCCAAAUUUACACCUGCCUUGAUUCUCCUGACAUGUUGCCAAGUCAGUAUAAUCUUUUGUGAGGUUGCGAUGCCCAGGUUUUUUUUUUUCAGGAAUAUAUGUUUGUACUUCAAAGUUUAUUCUGCUUUAUUGCUGUUUUGGAUCGCAGUAUUUCAAGUCGGGUGUCCCACUUGAAUCAGCCACUUGUAAAUGCAAAAACAAAGCUUUUAAAUAGAAAAAUAUGUUUCAACAAGUAUUUGCCUCAUACUGAAUUAUUAAAGAAGAAGUUUUGCUGAUGAAAAAAGUUGUUUCAUGAAUGAUGUAAUGAAACUUAACAUUUUGAACACCUUUCACAAUUAAUAUUUAAAAUGAUAAGAUACAAUAUCAAACAUUACUAGCAAAUACUAGGACCACAUCAAAAUAUAAGCGUGUGUAAAGUUAAAUAUAACUUGAUAUCAAAUCUAGUACACAAUGCAUAUUCAAAUAACAAAUUGUUUAAGAAAGAUACACCGGCUUAUUUUCACACAGAAUUUGACAUCCCACUCAUUUUUUUCUGUGCACCAAAAAUGUGUAGAAUUCCAAACCUAAACAUUGAAUUAGCAUCCAGCUUUCUGGGCGUAUGGUCUGUUCCGUGGGAUUGGCCCAAAAGGUUGUGAGUUCAUAGGUCCAGUGUGAAUCGAUUGGCUCUUUUUCUGAGCCAGCUCAGCCUUCAGCGCCCUUAGCUCGGUAGCAGCCUGCUUCCUUAACUAGAGAGAGCCAGACAGGAGCGAUGUCAACCACUUUGUUUGUUUGAUAUCACUGUCAUUCAUAAUUAGUGCCUAAUUCAUCAAGGGUGUAUUUAUAUGCAGUCACGAAAACAAUUCUCUAACUUUUCAAUGCAACAUCUAUUUGUUGUAUUUUUAUACAAAGGUUUUCCCUUUUUUGCGGAUUCAAUGCAUAUCUCAUACUAUUGGGUGUAGAUAUAUAUAUGAUGAAUGAAAAUAAACAAUAAUCAUGUACCCUUA